Cucumis melo (muskmelon) is the source of this 905-nucleotide messenger RNA. Its product is annotated as DNA-directed RNA polymerases II, IV and V subunit 6A. Lineage: Eukaryota; Viridiplantae; Streptophyta; Magnoliopsida; Cucurbitales; Cucurbitaceae. Gene Ontology annotation, molecular function: DNA-directed RNA polymerase activity; DNA binding. Gene Ontology annotation, biological process: DNA-templated transcription. The transcript is spliced from 6 exons. Bases 238 to 669 code for a protein of 143 amino acids. Gene Ontology annotation, cellular component: RNA polymerase III complex; RNA polymerase I complex; nucleus. The record is from RefSeq and is a predicted model, not a curated record.
CUUUUUUGAAAAAGAAUUACAAAUGACAUCCAAAUAAAAUAAUGUUAGGGAGGAUGUUUGAUAAUACGAAAGUUGAGGGAAUAACUUUGACAUUUAACAAACUUAGUCGCCAAUUUUAUUAGUUAUUCGUGCCGCGUCGGAGUCGGAGUUGAGGUCCGCCGUUCUCGGUUUACAUUGACAACUCAGGGAUCCAGGGAGUAACCGGAGAGGCGACAACAGCUUUCCUAUCGAUCAUCAAUGGCGGACGACGAUUACAAUGACCUCGACAUGGGAUAUGAAGAUGAGCCACCAGAACCUGAGAUUGAGGAAGGUGCUGAAGAAGAAUUGGAUAAUACUAACAAUGAUGAUAUUACUGGUGAACCUGUUGAAGCUGAGGAAAAGGAAGAUGAAGAACCUGUUGAACGUGCGCGUAAAACCUCAAAAUUUAUGACAAAAUAUGAACGUGCUAGGAUUUUGGGUACACGUGCCCUCCAAAUCAGCAUGAAUGCUCCUGUGAUGGUCGAGUUGGAGGGUGAGACUGAUCCACUUGAGAUUGCAAUGAAGGAACUUCGUGAGCGGAAGAUACCCUUCACCAUUCGUCGCUACCUGCCAGAUGGAAGUUAUGAAGACUGGGGCGUCGAUGAACUGAUAGUGGAAGACUCUUGGAAGAGGCAAGUUGGCGGCGCUUGAUUAAUCUGUGUUUGUUGUUACCAAAUGUGAAAUACUAGCGAUUGGAACAAGAAGUUCCCAUUUAUGCAGUAGUGAAAAGGAAAACAGGACUACUGUUGUUUGUACUCAUAAUUCUCCUCUGUGAUAUAUUGGAAAGGAACCUCUGUUAAUGUAUUGACUGGCGUUAUUUUAACGACAUUAAAUAUAAAUACUAGAACGGAUCUAAUGAAAAUAGAGUUGAAUUUUGUGUUUCUAAA